AUGGACCAUCUGAAGAAGACGUUUGCCCAGUGCCAGCAGGAGGGCCGGCCAGCCCUGGUGACCUAUGUCACUGCCGGCUUUCCCACUGCAGCGGAGACCCCAGACAUUAUGCUUGCUAUGCAGGCCGGAGGAGCAGAUGUCAUUGAACUCGGACUCCCCUUUACAGACCCCAUCGCCGACGGCCCGACGAUCCAAAUGUCGAAUCUCAAAGCACUCAAGAAUGGGGUCACUAUAUCCUCCAUGCUACAGAUGGUCCAGGAUGCCCGCCAAAGAGGGCUGCACGUUCCUGUUCUCUUCAUGGGCUACUAUAACCCAAUCAUGCGCUAUGGGGAGGCUGAACUCCUCGCUGCAAGCAGGACGGCUGGAGCGAACGGCUUCAUCAUUGUUGACUUACCCCCAGAGGAGGCGGUUCGUUUUCGGAAUCAGUGUAGCGAUGCUGGUCUCUCCUACGUCCCCCUGAUUGCCCCCUCUACCACAGAAGACCGCAUGAGAACGCUCUGCGGAAUAGCCGACUCCUUCAUCUAUCUGGUUUCCCGAAUGGGUGUCACCGGUGCCACUGGCACACUGAAUAACAACCUCCCGGAACUGAUGGAGCGUGUCAAGGACCUCUCCGGCGGAGUGCCGGUCGCUGUUGGCUUUGGCAUCAGCACCCGUGAACAUUUUCUCAGUGUCACGGCUGUCGCGGACGGCGCAGUCAUUGGCAGUGAGAUCAUUACCCAGCUGGCGAAUGCCCCUGCAGGCCAGGGGGCUGCUGUCAUCCAGGACUACUGCUCCCGGAUCAGCAGUCGAACCGUCCAAACCGUACCCCAGACGAUUCCAACUACCAUCGAACCCACUUCAUUGUCACAUCCCUCCACCCCAGACCAACCAUCCCAAGCCUCCAAACCCGGCCGCUUUGGCACCUACGGCGGCCAAUACGUUCCCGAAGCCCUAACAACCUGCCUCAACGAGCUUGAAGCUGGCUUCAAUGCCGCCAUAGCCGACCCAACGUUCUGGGCGGAAUACCGCUCUUACUACCCCUACAUGGGCCGGCCUUCAACCCUUCACCAAGCCCCCCGCCUGACCUCCUACGCCGACGGCGCCACCAUCUGGCUCAAACGUGAAGACCUCAACCACACCGGCUCACACAAGAUCAACAACGCCCUUGGUCAAAUCCUCCUCGCACGCCGACUCGGCAAAACCGAGAUCAUCGCCGAAACAGGCGCCGGGCAACAUGGUGUCGCGACCGCAACCGUGUGCGCUAAGUUUGGUAUGAAAUGCACCGUCUACAUGGGCUCCGAAGACGUGCGCCGACAGGCCCUCAACGUCUUCCGUAUGCGGCUUCUCGGGGCCACGGUUAUUCCCGUUGAGUCCGGCUCUCGCACGCUCCGCGACGCCGUCAACGAAGCCUUCCGCGCCUGGAUUGUCCGUCUCGACACGACGCACUACAUCAUCGGCUCAGCCAUCGGCCCGCAUCCCUUCCCUACCAUUGUCCGCACCUUCCAAUCCAUCAUUGGCGAGGAAACCAAAUCCCAACUGCAGGAAGAAAUCGGCCAGCUCCCGGAUGCCGUCAUCUCGUGCGUCGGCGGCGGUUCCAACGCCGUGGGCAUGUUCUACCCCUUCUCGAACGACCCCUCUGUCCAACUCAUCGGCGUCGAAGCCGGCGGCGACGGCGGUACCGUCCACCACUCGGCCACGUUAUCCGCGGGCUCAGUCGGCGUGUUACACGGCGUCCGGACCUACGUGCUCCAAGACCAACAUGGACAGAUCUCCGAUACGCAUUCCGUGUCCGCGGGGCUAGAUUACCCCGGGGUUGGGCCGGAACUGGCACAAUGGAAGGAUGCGAACCGGGCGCGGUUCAUCUCUGCUACAGAUGCAGAGGCCCUGGAAGGAUUCCGCUUGUUGAGUCAGUUGGAAGGCAUCAUCCCGGCACUGGAGACGUCGCAUGCGGUUUCCGGAGCGGUGCGAGUCGCCCGGGAGUUGGGCCGGGGGAAGCAUGUGGUGCUGUGUUUGAGUGGGCGGGGCGAUAAAGAUGUGCAUACGGUGAUGGAGGUGAUGAAGGAUUUGAUUGAUUGA
This is a messenger RNA of Aspergillus ibericus CBS 121593, 2055 nucleotides long. RefSeq names its product tryptophan synthase. NCBI's taxonomy places the organism in Eukaryota, Fungi, Ascomycota, Eurotiomycetes, Eurotiales, Aspergillaceae. The coding region runs from base 1 to 2055 and encodes 684 amino acids. The record is from RefSeq and is a predicted model, not a curated record. Gene Ontology annotation, biological process: L-tryptophan biosynthetic process. Gene Ontology annotation, molecular function: tryptophan synthase activity. Gene Ontology annotation, cellular component: cytoplasm. The transcript is spliced from 3 exons.